AUGACCGGUGCUCCUCUGCAACCCACCCUCAAAGCCGCUUCCACUGCACAGCAUUCCCAGCUGUCUGCUGUCGCAAACAGCACCCCGACUCCUUCACGAGCCGCCUCGCCUGCGCGCCCGCGCAAGACGCCUAAGUCGGAGCCGCCGAGCAAUGAGUAUCUGUCCGACGCGGCGACACUGUCGCUGAUCAGACGGAUACUGAUCGGAGAGUCUAAUGCCACCGAUCGAGCAAGUCCAGGACCCAUCGAGGGCGCGUUGCCGCCAUUGACGAGUUCCAACGAUGUCGACAUUCAGCUAUAUGCUAUCAUAUCGAUCGUGGUGAAAGACUUUAUACAGCCAUGGUAUACCAAGAUCACGCCAGAUCAAGCCUUUGUGGACGAGGUUGUUCAUAUUGUCGCCCAUUGUAGUCGAGCAUUGGAGCAGAGACUCCGACAUGCUGACAUCGCUGGGCUCAUACUCGACGAGGUCCCGGCAAUACUUGUACAGCACGUCGAAGAUUUCCAAGCAGCGACCAUUUCUCAUGGAUCCCUGCCGUACGGUAGCGAUCUUGUACAGGUAUAUCAUGCUCUAAAUCCGCAUCCUGCUCUUGAUCCAGCCCUGUCGGAUGAUGCGCGGACUGCGACCGAGCGAGCGCAUCGCCAGCUGCUUAUCCAAGGAGCGCUUGCGGUGUUGUUACCUACAGAGGAUCUGCAGAACUCGAGUCUCCGAAUACUGGUGACAGAUGUACUUGCGGAUCUGAUCUUGGGACGGGCAAUCAACGACCGUCUAUGUCAGGGCUGGUUCUUGCACGAGAUGAUGUCGAAGGUCACUGUCAUCAUCAGUCGACGAACGCACCCUAAAAUCACUGGCGAAGAGAUGCAAGCAGACGCUCGUGGCCGCUUGGAGAAGUUCGGCCUCCUCUCCAGUCAACAAGAGCAAGCCUCAACAGUCCACUCGACAUCGUCUCGCCAAUCGAUUGCCUUCUGGUUCUGGGCUAUCCUCCAGUGGUGCUACAUGGCCGUCAUUGGGCUGAAGUUCACGGGUCGUGGGUUGAUGCAUGCGCGGCAUCUUCCCCCAAGGCAACGAAAUCAGGUGCACACGCCAACCCUCACUGGCUCAACCAAGUCGAGUCAACAUGAUGCAAUGGUCCUCGACUACAGCAUCUUCUCCGCUGUCUCCAUGCUCCUCAGUUUGUCCACCCGCAUGCCAUGGCUUAUCGGUAUUUUGGCCUUCUUUCGACACAUUUUGACCUCGGGCCAGGAACGGCCCAACAGUACUGGAUCAAUAGUUGAUAGAUUCCUCCACACCUCGAUAACGAAGCACCUGUUCCCUCCAUCUCUCAUACCGCUACUCCUGAUCAACUUGCGCGCAACAAUAUUCCCACAGAACUCUCUCGGCCCAGCCGCGCCUCCACCGCCGACACCAGAGCGUGCUCUCGAGAUUCGUGCCACUGCUGCUCACGAUCUGCUCUCUCUGCUUCCCAAGGUCGGCGUCCGGGCUCUCUUCGGAGCAGAUCAAACACUCGAAGAUCACGAUGGAGAAGCCAACACCGCACAGAGACAAGUAGAAGACAUUCUAGAUGUCUUCGGCGAAGCCAGACUGAACAAGUACUGGAUUUACGGCAUCAUUGAGCUUAUCAUCGUCAGAUUGUGUCCCGAAAUGCUGAGCAAGACCCCGACUGAGCUCAUGGCAGAUCGGGGCGCUGAUUGGACGACGGCUGGCGCAGAGGACGAGGAGCCGUCUGAUCUGACAAGCAGCGAGCUUUUGCCUCACAUCGAGCUGCAGAAGACGACGAGCUCGUCGCGGCAGGAGCAGGAAGAGAAGGCGAGGAAACUGAAGGCGGCCCAGAGGCGGCAGGAGUCGAGGGAUGAGAAGGAUUUGUUUGCGGCGUCGCCUAUGGUCGGGCAGCAGCAGCGGCAGCAGCAGCAACCGCGGUCAAGACCGCCCGAUAGGGAGAGACGCCAGCAGUCAAGAUCGGAAGGCCAGUGGCGGAAUGAGAAGUUGCGGGUCGUAACGAAUGGUAGCUAG
This is a messenger RNA of Cyphellophora attinorum, 2007 nucleotides long. RefSeq lists its product as uncharacterized. Gene Ontology annotation, molecular function: phosphatidylinositol binding. The coding region runs from base 1 to 2007 and encodes 668 amino acids. Lineage: Eukaryota; Fungi; Ascomycota; Eurotiomycetes; Chaetothyriales; Cyphellophoraceae. The record is from RefSeq and is a predicted model, not a curated record. The transcript has 3 exons. Gene Ontology annotation, cellular component: intracellular membrane-bounded organelle.